AUGAUUAAAUUUUAUAUGAGUACUAUAACAAAGCUUAGAUCAAAGAGAAACCUAAUUACGAUAAGUGAUAAAGCUGCCGAGAGAAUCACUGAGCUUAUGAAAUAAUAGAAUAAUCCAGCAUUUGAUGCAGUCAAAAUAGGAGUAAGAAAACGAGGUUGUAACGGGUUAUCAUACACAAUGAACUAUUGUUCUGGACCAGAUAAAUUAGAUGAAGUAGUAGAAGCAAAAGGUUGCGUGAAGGUUAUCGUUGAUUCCAAAGCAGUGAUGGUGCUAGUAGGAACUGAGAUGGAUUACGUAGAGGAUGACAUUAAAAGUGAGUUUGUCUUUAAGAAUCCAAAUCAAAAAGGCCAAUGCGGUUGCGGAGAGAGUUUUCAUAUUUGA
Paramecium tetraurelia is the source of this 381-nucleotide messenger RNA. RefSeq lists its product as uncharacterized. The record is from RefSeq and is a predicted model, not a curated record. Lineage: Eukaryota; Ciliophora; Oligohymenophorea; Peniculida; Parameciidae. Gene Ontology annotation, cellular component: cytoplasm; mitochondrion. Gene Ontology annotation, molecular function: 2 iron, 2 sulfur cluster binding. The transcript has 3 exons. Gene Ontology annotation, biological process: iron-sulfur cluster assembly.